Molecule: messenger RNA, 771 nt
Organism: Centropristis striata (black sea bass)
Lineage: Eukaryota; Metazoa; Chordata; Actinopteri; Perciformes; Serranidae
Product: inositol 1,4,5-triphosphate receptor associated 2-like
Exons: 7
Coding region: 1-771 (256 amino acids)
Biological process (GO): spindle assembly; telomere localization; homologous chromosome pairing at meiosis
Cellular component (GO): meiotic nuclear membrane microtubule tethering complex; lateral element; nuclear outer membrane
Molecular function (GO): dynein complex binding
Source: RefSeq, a predicted model, not a curated record
AUGUCUGACGGCAGUGACGUGUGGGAGUCAGCUGGCAGUGGGGCAAGGGAUUUACUAGAGGACAAUAAAGACACAAGUGGAUUUUCUGAACAUGAACUCCUCGACAUCAUGUAUAAUGCAUGUAACACCUCCAACACAGGAGACGUGUCGGCCUCCACCAUCGUUCAGUACCUGCAGACCAUGACGGCUCAGAGUCCGGAGCAGGACAGACUGGCAUCUCUGAGACGGCUGCUGGACCCGGACUGUCAGGACCCUCCAGUCAGCAGAGAGAUCUUCCACUCCACCAUGAGGGAGUGGAUCGCACAGUGCAGCCAGGACAGCUCUGAUGUGGACAGCAGUCAUGUUUCUUGGCCUGACUCUUCUAAAGUGCCUGUGAACGGACUGGAUUUCUCAGCUCCUCAAAGCAAAGCUGCCUCCUCAGAAAGCCACCAGUGUUCUUGUGAUGGAAAAGACCUGUUAGGCACCGUGGCCGAACUGAAGCACGCUCACCGCAAGCUGAGCGAGCAGAACAGCAGCCUGCUGAGGACGGCAGCUCAGUGUGAAGACGUGAACCUGCAGCUCACUUUGGAGGUGACGGAGGUGCGAGCGAAGCUGGCCAGUGCUCAGCGGUCAGCAGUGAGAAUCAGAUCUCUGACAGAAGAACUGGAAGAGACCCGCCGGUCGUUUAAAGAGGCCCAGGAGAGAGCCAACCGCACCCAGACCAGCUGCACCAAACUGGUACAUCAAACACUUUACGGUCUCCCAGUGAAGAUUCCUGCUAUGUUGGAUUAA